AUGCAAAUCUUUAAGCAAUUCCCAAACAGAAAUACUUACCUAAAAACCAUUGCUACGGAAGAUAUGCGAGACAUGGAAAGCACAUCACAUUAUGGCCACGAUGAAAUGUCAGGCAUGUUCUCGCACUUGAGUUGCUUUUCGACAUCUACAAGAAGAAUUUUAAAAUGUUUAUUUUGGAAAGAAAUGUUCAAUAAACAAUUUUUAAAUCGCUCAGUCGGAGCUUCGUGGAUUGUUUGCGAGUACGAGGUCGGUAAGUUGUUGGUGAUGUUGAGGUUGUUAAGUCGAAGAGAAAAACGAAUUGAAGUAGCUAUGAUAACAUGGAUGUAA
Messenger RNA from Clunio marinus, 327 nucleotides. The record is from the annotation of a GenBank genome assembly. Lineage: Eukaryota; Metazoa; Arthropoda; Insecta; Diptera; Chironomidae.